AUUUUUGUCAUUGAGACGAAACGGUUUUGUCGAGAUAAUGCGAGAUAUUUUCUCAUGGCUGGUAAAAACGGUAUAUAAUCUCGAUCAGCAGGUAAGAAGUUAAUUGCAGACCCUGUAUCCUCGACUCUCCGCCUCUCGAUGCGUGCAUCUUCCACGCGCGUGCGUCAGUGCUCGGAGCAGCCAGUCGCGUGAAGCUCUGAUGACAGACAGCAGCAGCCGAUAUCAGCUGAGAUGACCCACCGAGCAGCACAGCGUCUCGAGCGCGUCACGUCCUUCGACCCGGAGCGCGAAUAACCGCGGACGAGCGCGGAUCACAGACUGCAUCCUGCUAUCAGUCAGAGUGAAAGAACCCGGAGAUGUCUCAGAAGAAGAUAUUCCUAGCAUUGAUUGCAAUCAGUACUGUCAGCUUUCUUCUGCACCAUGGGGGUCACUUGAACUUGACAUUGGAGGCAUUCUGGUUUGGCUGUCCAAUCUCUAUGGCCUCCUCCACCCGGGGCAGCGGUGGACCUUCUGCUAAACACACCAGUGUAGCCUUCCUGAAGACGCACAAAACCGCCAGCUCCACUGUGCAGAACAUCCUCUUCCGCUUUGCUGAACGCAACAACCUCACUGUGGCGUUGCCUAUUACCACCUGUGACCACCAGUUCUGCUACCCUCGACCGUUCAGUGCCCACUUCGUUCAUCCACACACCACACCACCUGACAUCAUCACCAGUCACUUACGGUUCAGCCGGACUGAGCUACGACGCCUCAUGCCCAACAGCACAAUCUACAUCACGAUAUUGCGGGAACCGGGAGCAAUGUUUGAGUCUCUGUUUACCUACUUCAAUCAGUACUGUCUUAGCUUUAAACGUGUUCCAAAUGGCUCUUUAGAGACUUUCCUGGACCACCCGUGGAGCUACUAUCGUCCAGAAGAGAAGGAUUCAAUGUAUGCGAGAAAUACACUGACCUUUGACCUAGGCGGAGAUAAAGACCGGCCAUCUUCAGAGGCGCCAGCGUAUGCGAGACGAUUUGCCACAGAGAUGGAGCGAGUGUUCUCCUUGGUUAUGAUCGCGGAAUACUUUGACGAAUCUUUGGUGCUGCUACGCCGCCUGUUGUCUUGGGAUCUCAACGACGUUCUGUACGUUAGUCUCAACAUGCGCACGCCUGACUCCAAGAGUAGGCUUUCCAGUGAAAAUACAGCCAAAAUCAGAGCCUGGAACGCUAUAGAUUCCAUACUGUAUGAUUACUUCAAUGCCUCAUUGUGGCGACAGCUGAGAGAGUUGGGACUAUCGUGCGUUAAGCGUGAAGUCCAGCUGUUGCGUCAGUUUCGUGAUCGACUCGUCCACAGGUGUUUUGGAGGCCACUUGCCACCACUUCGCUCUGCUGCACAGAUCAUGAAUAAGGAAUUACGGCCUUGGCAGCCCAGUGCAAAAGUGGCAAUCGUUGGAUAUGAUUUACCAGUUAACAUGACACAAAAAGGCCGUGUUCCUCCACCAGAUGAGUGUCUAAAGAUGAUAAUGCCGGAAGUGCAAUACACACGGCUGUUGCUGCGAUCAGAAUCCUUACGUUAUCGAAAGAGGUUUCCAUUACGGAGCUCUCAGCAGACUUCACGAACUGUGGGACAAGCACGGGCACACAAAGAAUCCCGGAGUUUGAAUCCGCGAACCUCAAAGACGAUGUCUCAGAGCACCAAAGGAGCACUACGGCUUUCCCAAUCACCAGUGUAAAAGGAUGGUUAAACUUCUUUCCUUUUAUUCCCCAUUCCUUGCAGCUAAAUGUCCAUGAGAUGUUGGAAUUACUUGAAAGCUUGAGGUCAUACCUCAUUUUUAUUGGAUGUGAGCACAACCAAACAUGCACUCACAACAUAACUGUUCUAAAAGUUAGAGUGUUUCUCAACUUGAAAAGUAUAAAAGUGAAGGAAAAUAUACAUUGAAGUCUAAAAGCCUGACAUCUGGAAUGUGUCUCAAUCUCUCAAGGACCAUCUCUCCACAUACAUUCCAUCACUCACUAUUUGUAUUUAAGCCAUCAUUUCCCUUCUAGAAAAUCCUUAAUCAGCUUAAGUUAGUACCUAGUUUAAAUUGUUUAUAGCUACGUAGCUGAAGCUAAUCUCAUGUCAUUGCUGGUCUAAGCUUGUAUUGAAGGUUGAUCAGGUGUAUUACCUGCUGGUGAUGUUUAAAUGACAAGUUUAGUUACUACCUUGUUAGACUACCAGCUACAAACCAACUUGGUGUGACUUUGUUUUUUUUUUUUUUUUUUCUGGUAAUCACAUAAUGAGCAUUAUGAGGCUUCCUUUUUACCAACGGCACUCUGUUUGAGUGAACUUUUACACAUGCUUAUCAACAUACUGUCAGCUGCACCUGAGCCACAAAUCACCAUAACUGACCAUUCAGUUGUGGUCCAGAAAACCAGCAUCAUGUGUCGAUGAUGAUGCAGCCAUCUCGAAGGACAUUUAAAUAUUUAAUAAUUUAAACUUUAGCCUCUACUUGGGCAGUUCUAGGGUUACACAGCCCUACAUUUUUAUGAGGCCACUAUGGACCAGGCCAGAGAGGUUCAUCCUUGACUAGAAGCCGAGAAUGGUGACAAAACAGUUCAUGUACUUUGAAUAAUCAAAAACCAGAGUGAGCAGUGUGUUAGUUUCAUCUUGAUGUGUUUUUAUUGUGUUUUUUGGGAUAAUGCAGUGCAUUUGCAAAUAUAUAACUUAUGUAGGGUAAUUGAAUUAUAUCAGCUCCACAUUGUAGAGACUUACUCUACACAGUAAAUGCAAACUAUUCUAGCUGUGCACAAAUCAUUUUAACAAUGCCUGAUUGCAUACUUGUGUAGGGUGUCUAACUUUUCUUUAUUGGAGCUUCACUUAACAAAGGCAUUGUAAUGUAGAUGUACUGGUUGGUGAACGAACAAACAGUGGCCACCCUGAUGAAGAGUAAUGCCAGUUGAAUGUAAGAACAUUGCUCCAAUCUGAAUAUUGUGUCUUUACAAUUAAACCGCGACACUACAUUUAUUUAUUUUAACCUAGUGGUUCUCAGCUGGUUUGCAUUUGCAAAACAGAAGUGGCUUUGAAAUAAAUUUAAGCCAGUGUUUCCCAUCCCUGUUCCUGAAGGCACCCCAAUACUACACAUUUGUAACUCUUCCUAAACAAACACACCAUAAUUAACUCUUCAAUAGUGACUCUGAGACCUGAAAUUAUUGAUUAGAUUAGAGAGACCUCUAAAAUGUGUACUGCUGAGGUGCCUCCACUAACAUAGUUGGGAAACACUUAUUUAGGGCACCAAAUAGAAACCGAAUACCUCUGAAAGAACAGCCACUCAAAGUACAUCGUUUCUAACGUUGGUUUCUUUGCUGUUCAAAGAAAGGGAAAUGUAUUCUUGGACAGGAUGAAACUAAAUUUGCUGUUUUCACUUGAACUUUCCCGCAAUAAGAAUUCCCUUUGUACGGAAUUAGGUUUUUAAAAAAAAAAAUCAUAAUUCUCACCCUUCAUUUGGAAACAUCUUACGUAUUUCUUCAGACAUACUGUAUUUUAGAGAGUUAGUAUUUGGAGCAACAUAGCAAUAUGCACCAUAACACAAUUACUAGUCAAAUUAAGGUAUGUAGAAUAAAGCAUCACGUGUGUGUGUGUGUGAGAAAAAGCGACGGCGAGUAAUGCGCCUUAUUGUUUAAGGUACGUCAAAUACAGGCGCGUUGCACAUCCAUUCAUAUGAACUGAAAAAUAUCACAGAUCGCUUGAUCGAGAGUGAAACUCUGAAACACUUAGUCAGAGAGUGUUUGGCGAGUUAAAAUAUAUCUGUGCUAAACUUUCCCUUAGCUUCCAACUCACACACUAGCGAGUAAAAUCUGAGAAUGUAUUAGACAUUGGCUAUAAGACAUCAUUUAGUUGCCCAGGUAAAGAUUUACUUGCAAUGUAGAGGGUUGUUUGGGCUAGAAACCCUCUUGGUAGAAAAUGCUGGAGACAAUUCAGUGUUUUUAGUUAUCUCUGAUCUAUUGUAAGAGAAGAAUUAGAAGUAAAGCAUGCAGUGAUUUGCCAUAAUUUACUGUAUACAAAGAAUCUGCUGUGCAACCAGAUGACCUUGUCAUAAAGAGAGAGAUUUUCAUGCUUUUUGUGCUGGAUGAUUUGAUGACAAUAGAUGUUAUUCCAUCAAAUUCAUUCUUCCAUACACUAUUUAUUUAACUGCUGCAUUCAAUUACUUUUUAGGGGCUUUGAAUAAGAUGCUUCUGACAAUCAGAGGUUGGGUUCUGAAGCUGUGUAAUGAGAGAUGUGAAAACAUUGAGCAUUAAAGCUGGAAAAACAACAUC
Molecule: messenger RNA, 4269 nt
Organism: Carassius gibelio (silver crucian carp)
Lineage: Eukaryota; Metazoa; Chordata; Actinopteri; Cypriniformes; Cyprinidae
Gene: gal3st3
Product: galactose-3-O-sulfotransferase 3
Exons: 3
Coding region: 357-1709 (450 amino acids)
Biological process (GO): glycolipid biosynthetic process
Cellular component (GO): membrane
Molecular function (GO): galactosylceramide sulfotransferase activity
Source: RefSeq, a predicted model, not a curated record